AUGGGCAAAAAAAGCGUCAAAGCCGAAGCCGAGGACAGCAUGGACACAUCAACUGUGGCCACAACCACGAUCGUGCCCGCCACCGACAAAGACGAAUAUAACGCUCUAACCGCUGUCUGCAAUGAGAUCUCCCAACCAAUGGCCGGUCGAAAAUUGGCAAAGAAAAUCUACAAACUGUUGAAACACGUUGGCAAGGACAAGAACACCGUCUCCGUUGGGCUCGCCGCAGUUAUGAAGUCUCUGAGAAAAGGAGAAGAAGGGGUUGUUAUUUUAGCUGGUAAGAAAAUCGUGUUUAUUUUAUUGCGUUUUAGGAAAUGUAUGGCCAAUUGAUAUGUACUCUCAUAUUCCUGGUAUUUGCGAAGAGAAGAACAUCCCGUAUGUCUAUACCCCAUCUCGCGAACAUCUUGGAUUGGCCCUGGGGUACAAUCGUCCAUGUAUUGUCGUGUUGAUCAAGAACACCAAAUUCAGCUCCGAACAAUUCGAUGAACUCUCCGAGGCAUGUAAGGAGCUCGAUGCGCAGUUUUAA
Messenger RNA from Bursaphelenchus xylophilus (pine wood nematode), 526 nucleotides. Lineage: Eukaryota; Metazoa; Nematoda; Chromadorea; Rhabditida; Aphelenchoididae. The record is from the annotation of a GenBank genome assembly.